AAGACGAUUAUUGGAGUAAGUGCCUUCGAGAAAUAACUUCCUGAGCACAGCAUCUUCAGGUUUAGCGAAAUUACAAUAUGGAGAUUCAGUACGAUGCAGUGUUGCGUUUCUCUGGUGGGUUUAAAAAGAAUUAUGAACAAAAAAAAAUGAAUAAUUUAUAACUGAAUUGCAUCGCAUUGGAUUGUUUGCUGUUGUUGUGUCAUUUAUCAAACUAACAGCGAUAUGGCAUUAUGGCUUAAACAAUUGGUUUAUUUUCCUAACAAAUAAUAAAAACAAUUAGGCUACGCAUUUUCACUGGACUAAUCGGAAACCAUAUUAUAGAGGUCGUACUUCUAAUCAAGGGUAGCACAAUGACAUGGGGUGCGACAACAGCAAGAGAGACAUCGUGGAAGAGGACGAAGAGCAUUGCUAUGCUGAUGAGUUCUCAGAGCACCAGAUCGACUCCAUCAAAAGCACGUGGCCUAUAUUGUCACGUGAUCGACAGAAGACGGGUGUGGACUUUUUCCGUAACAUAUUCAACGCUGAGCCGGUCGUUAAAGCAAUGUUUAAGAAGGACAGGACGAUUUCCGACGAUCAACUUCUCAACAGCUCUGAAUUCCUGAAACACGUGGACAACUUCAUGUCUGCUCUAGAUAACGUCAUUGACCUUUUGGAAUACAACACCGUAGAAACUCAACAUUCCCUGAUAGUUCUAGGCGCCAAACAUGCAACUUUCCACGGCUUCAAGGAGGAAUUCUUCACGUUGUAUUCAAAGUGCAUGAUUGAUACGUGGGAGAGUGUAAUAGGAGAGGAGUUCAUAGAAGAAGUGAAGGAAAGCUGGGAAAUGUUCAUUAUGUACAUUACUCGGUAUAUGCGACAAGGAUUUGUGAUUUACUUACAGGACACAAAAACACAAGAUGAAACAAUUGUUUAUUAACCUAUUUCAUGCAUGUUGAUCUGGUAGUUACUCUGUGAUUCUUUGAAAUCAGUUGAUGGUUCAUGUAGCCAUAUAGUUAUUGUUUAAUAUGUUGGUUUCAUUUUACGUGUCUAACUUUGUUCCAUCAUAUAUGUUGUAUGACAUGCUAGUAUACAGUGAACAUCUUUUUUGUGUCUAACGUUGAAUAACCAUUAUUAACUGACGAUGAAAAAAAGAAACAUACGCUUUUAAAGAUGAACAAUUUUUUUUAAAUCACCCUUUUUAAUUUGACUGUCAGUAUGUGUGUAUAUUUAUUUGAUUUAUAUUUUGUAGUUAUAACAUUUUAUUUCAAUUGCCGUUAUCAUCUUAUGGUCAAGAUAUGCAAGUUUGAUGUAUGUUUUCUUUUAAUAGCUAUUAUAUAUAGGCAUUCACUGCUAAUUGAAGACAUAAUCAAGUAUCAAUCUAGAGCGCGAAAUCCGCAACUCACGUCUUGCAUGAUGCAAGUAUGUAUGAUUGACUCUUCUCUCAAGUAUAAGGCAAGCACACAAUCAAGAGUGGGUAUCAAUUACGGAGUCUUAGCAGUUAUUGUAGUUCACAAACAAGUCAAUUGCCUUAAGAAGACCUUACGUUUUGCCUUAGAUUGGUUGAAUGAUUUAGUGAAUUCAUUAAAAUAUUACGAUGCGACAUGUGCGUGCAGAAGAGAUAUAUUAAGUGUAUGUAGCUUCGUUAAAUCGAACAGAGUCUCAGUCUCAUGUUAUCAUAUUAUAAAUUGCAGAUAUUGCUCAAUCUGUAAUUAUCUUUUCCGCCCACAUAAAAAUACGUAUACCAUACGUUAACAAAGUCAUUUUCCUAAAUGUUAAGUAAGGGCGCAUAUAUAUGAAUUACUU
Dreissena polymorpha is the source of this 1782-nucleotide messenger RNA. Its product is annotated as neuroglobin-like. Gene Ontology annotation, molecular function: oxygen binding; heme binding. The record is from RefSeq and is a predicted model, not a curated record. The transcript has 2 exons. Lineage: Eukaryota; Metazoa; Mollusca; Bivalvia; Myida; Dreissenidae. Bases 356 to 916 code for a protein of 186 amino acids.